Drosophila bipectinata is the source of this 1725-nucleotide messenger RNA. It is a transcript of the gene Ets97D, whose product is annotated as DNA-binding protein Ets97D. Lineage: Eukaryota; Metazoa; Arthropoda; Insecta; Diptera; Drosophilidae. Gene Ontology annotation, cellular component: nucleus. Gene Ontology annotation, biological process: cell differentiation; regulation of transcription by RNA polymerase II. Gene Ontology annotation, molecular function: DNA-binding transcription factor activity, RNA polymerase II-specific; sequence-specific DNA binding. The record is from RefSeq and is a predicted model, not a curated record.
UCUAGUCUGCAUCGCUGUUUGGACAGCAUUGUUUUUUAUCCCGUAUUAACCAUUAUUAAAUAAAUACAACGUAAUCCUUGGCAAACGCACAGAUACAAUGGAGAGCACCGACCUGACGGAAGACCUAAUACGACGCCUUGGUGUGGGCGGAGUGCUAGAGGAGGUUAUUCCCGGCAACAUGUUCGAGGAGACGAACAUCUAUGACGACAGCAACGACGUGGAGGCAGAGGCGGAGCCCGAUGACAUAAUCAUAGUGCACAUGGACAUCCGGGAACCGCUCAGCACCCUCAAGAAACUUGUUGAGCGCAAAAUAGGGGUUGGUUUGAAUUACUACUCCUUUUGGCUACAGGAUGCCCAGGAGCUGGAGCCGCACAAGAACCUGGUGGAUCAAUGUGUCAAAGGAGAGGGCUUGGUACAAAUCAAUGUGCAAAUUCAAACCAUACAAAAACGCAUCAACAUUGCGGAUGUCCUGAAGCCUACAGAAGCAGCUUUGGCUGCUCUAGCCACCGAGGAGCCCGUGGGUCAACUCUCACCCCCAGACACGUCUAGCAUAAGGAGCUCUUCCAGCGAGAGUCCCAUUAAAACAGGCAUCAAGCGUAGCUUGUCUGAUGAUGACUUCAUGGAAUCGGGCAAGGACGUGAAGCCUGUAUUGAAUUGGGUUCUGGACAGCAAGUUCAAGCGGGAGCAAGCGCGAUUGAAAAUCCCUGAGGCUGCCAUCGAGUGGACACAGGCCCACGUCACCCACUGGCUGGAAUGGGCUGUUAAACAGUUUGAACUGCGAGGCAUCAACAUGAGCGACUGGAAGAUCAAUGGCCAGGAACUUUGCGCCAUGACCCACGAGGAGUUUACCAAAAAGCUGCCACGUGAUCCGGGCAACGUAUUCUGGACGCAUCUGCAGCUUCUCAAGGAGUGCAACUUUGUUUCAGUGGUACAUAAGCAAGUGGAGGAGCAGCGGAAGCCCAAGCAACCGAAACUGGGAGAUGCAGCCUCGCUGGAACAGCGAAUCAUGCGAAAAUCUCUUCAGAAAGCUGGCGAAGGUAAUGUCAUCACCCCUACGAAAAGUGCUCCCUCUCCCGGAAGCCCCACAAAUUACACCAGCAUUGGAUCGGGAAACAAUGGUCAGGUACAGCUGUGGCAGUUUCUGCUGGAAAUACUCACUGACUGCGAGCACACGGACAUCAUUGAGUGGGUGGGCACCGAGGGCGAGUUUAAGCUGACCGAUCCGGACCUGGUGGCUCGUCUUUGGGGCGAGAAAAAAAACAAACCCGCCAUGAACUACGAAAAACUGUCAAGGGCACUGCGGUACUACUACGACGGAGAUAUGAUCUCCAAGGUGUCUGGCAAGCGAUUCGCCUACAAAUUCGAUUGCGACUUGAAACUACUCAUCGGCUACGACGCCUGCGAGCUGUCCCGGCUGGUGAAUGAGCGCAAGAGGUCGCCCGAACGGAGGGUAUCGAUGGAGGCUAGCAAGGAGGACAACACAUGACAUGUGGAGCUAGUGGUUAAGGUGGAACCCGACAUACUCUGGAAGUACGAGGCACCUUAACGUUGGCUAAUCUGGUCGAAAGACGGCGCCUGGUUAAUAAUACAAACUGUUACGCAUUUUACACUCUUAAGGCACACGAUUUUAUUAUCCAUUUCAUAUUCACUAAGCUUUAUAAUCUCUGUCUAUUUAAGCUAUAGCUAUAAGUAUCGCUUCUCUAAAGCUAAACAUCUUAACUAUUA